UUGAUUGUUUUCCCCUUUUCGUCUCAGCCGAAUUUUGCCGGCUCGUACUUGGUACAAAAAUAUGGCCCUGCUUUUACGGUUAUCUAGUCAACGUCCCGUUUUUUCGAGUGUCCUCCAGUCAUCCCGUCAUAUUUUUGGGGCCCACUUCAGUACUGACACACAACCACCUAGCGAUUGGAAGGAUGUGUCCGAUCCGGAAGCACCUGCGAGCGCGAAGGUCGGAGGUUUUGCCAAAGCCUAUCAGAAGCACAGCGAAUCGCUACAACAGGAACCUGCGAAUGAGCCCCCGAAAACGUUUGCUUCACUGCUGCGAAACUCCAAAUUUGUCGAUUUAGGUGACGCGGAAGGAAAGAUUGUGACCGGCAAAAUAUUCCACGUCGUCGAGAACGACCUAUACAUUGAUUUUGGAUGGAAGUUUCACUGCGUUUGCACCCGGCCCGCGAAAAACGGCGAGGAUUACGUUCGAGGAGCACGGGUUCGGAUGCGCGUGAAGGACCUUGAGCUGUCAACACGGUUUUUAGGAUCGAACAAGGACCUUACCCUGCUCGAAGCCGACUGCCAGCUUCUAGGGUUAAUAUCAUCGCCUGCCGCACGAUCCCGUGGCCCGGAGCUUGCCAAAUGAAUCGUUGCACGAAAAAUAGAGUCGGUCGCAGUUAUUAGGGCAUAGCGUUA
Messenger RNA from Anopheles bellator, 672 nucleotides. RefSeq names its product small ribosomal subunit protein bS1m (gene mRpS28). The record is from RefSeq and is a predicted model, not a curated record. Gene Ontology annotation, cellular component: mitochondrial small ribosomal subunit. The transcript is spliced from 3 exons. NCBI's taxonomy places the organism in Eukaryota, Metazoa, Arthropoda, Insecta, Diptera, Culicidae. Bases 62 to 622 code for a protein of 186 amino acids.